GAGAGAGGAAGCGGGUGGCGGCCCAGGUCGCCAGGAACGUUCAGGCCAUGCAGAGCGAGGGCCUGCUGCGGUGCUUCGGAGACGGUGGCCCGAUCGAGGGCUGGGACCAGCUGCUGGAGGCCACCAGGACGCUGGCGGCGAGGGGGCAGGCCCGAGCCAUCAGCGAGGGCCGCAGGGCCCACGUCGGCUGGGCCAAGAGAGCAUGGAAGGAACGGGCUGGGCUCCUCCACGACACGGCCAGGCCCGACAGGCCCGCGGCCGACGAGCCGGUCGGGCAGGCGGCGGGCGGCAUGGCCUCGGCGGCGCAGCCCAUCAGCAUCAUGGAUAGGCGCGCGGAGAAGUGGGGCAGCCUCCGGCAGGACUCAGGGGCCAACCUCCAGCGUCUGCAGAAGCAGCUCCAGCGGACGCUUGAGAUCGCCAGGCAGGAGGCGCUGCCGCCGCUGCAGACCGAGGAGCCGGAGGCUGCGGCGCGCGCCAUCGGGAGCAGGAAGGCGAUGGGAGUCGAUGUCCUCGACUCGCUCGACGUCGACAG
This is a messenger RNA of Prorocentrum cordatum, 532 nucleotides long. Lineage: Eukaryota; Dinophyceae; Prorocentrales; Prorocentraceae. The record is from the annotation of a GenBank genome assembly.